AUGAGCAGUGUAAUAAACUACAGUAAAAGGGAUCCCGGCGAAAAGGAGUGUGCCGAGUCGGCUGAAUCGCUAGAACAUCUAAUGAUACCAAAGCUUCUAGACCGUUGGGUGGGGAAUACGUCUGAAGACCAGCGAGUAGAGAUGGUUCCGAGGGACGCAGGGGCAGCAAUUCGGCAGCAGGAGCAUUUGCAGGAGCUAAAAAGCUUUCGUCCGAAGCUGGGGCAAACGGCACUCGGCCGGAAGAAUCAUGGGGAGGCCAAGCCCGCGAAACAACUGGUGGCGCUGAAGACGGACUUCGAACACCUAAUCGUGGAGCAAAAUGAAUCCAAUACAAAGUGGCUCCAGGAAGUGGAGGAUAUGCAUCUCUAUCCACACGAGUACAGCAACAGCAGCACCACGUUGACGUCGAUGAUGUACCCCACAGCGUCUUCAUAUUUGACGCUAAUGGAAAACGCAAUGAUUAGCGUACCGAUAGCCAAACUGAUUGGUGGCCAAAAAGCGCGAUUUUCGCAGUUUAGCAAAGGCGGCAUUUCCACUGCUGUCCUUCCCCAGCAGCAGCAAAUGCUGGAUCCGUUUACUGAGCACGCAGAAGCACAGGCACAAACACCAGCAGCGGAGAUAGUACCAGAGCCAGACGCUCCUGUCACAGAUGAGCCAUUAGCGCUGCUCAGCCACCAGAAAACGGCAGCAGAGGCAGACGAUCCAAAGCUGAACAUUCUGAUCAGAAAUGUGGUGUGCUCGUUCAAUGUGGGAUGCCAACUCGACUUGAGUGACAUAGCGCAGCGUGGCUUCAAUGUGAAAUAUCACAGGAGUCGAAAUUUAACCAUGAAGCUGCGGCGUCCCGCUGCGACGGCCCUCAUUUGGUCAUCCGGUAGGAUCAAUUGCACAGGCACCACAUCUGAGAUACUGGCCAAAGUGGCGGCCAGGAGGUUUGCCCGUUGCUUGUGGAAACUCGGUUUCCCGACACGCUUUCAGAAUUUUCGCAUAGAGACUGUUCUGGGUACUUGCAGGAUGCCCUGGGACAUUAAUAUUGUAAACUUCUCGAAAAAGCAUCCGGAGAAUGCCAAACAGGAACCGGAGAUGCAUUGGUGUGUCACGUACAAGAUGCAGAUGCCAAAGGCCACGCUGAAGAUCUUUACCACGGGAAGCAUAACAGUGAUGGCCGCCAGCGUGAACCUUGUGGAAUCCGCCAUAGGGCACAUAUAUCCACCGGUCCGUGAGUUCCGUAAGCAGCGAUCGAUAGACAUGGUCAAGAACUUAAGGACUAAGAAGAAGAAAAAUGGCGCCAGCAUCACCACCGCCAGCACCAUCACCGACCCCAGCGAUGCCCGGGCACUGGAAGAGAAAAUCUUCAUUCAGUCACAGAUGCAGUCGCGCAGUGACAUUAUGAUGAACGCCACCGUAGCCCAUGCUAAAACAAUACCUAAAAAUGCAGCGUCGGAGCUGGCGAAUGCAGCGUACUCCAGUGUAGAGCGGCUGAGGCAGAUCGAGGCGUAUCGCGAGAUGUCGAAGCAGACGCAGGAGGAGCGCCGCCACAUACCUUUCCCGAGAGACACGUCGGAGGCAAAACUGUUCCCCUACUCGGGCCGCAGUAAGUCCUUGAUGGACAAUAUCAAUGCCAAUGCCCGUCGACGUGCCAUCAAAUGCUGGGACAGCAAAAUUCAAAAGAAGUCGCCGCGCUCCAACGACCACAGCUUUGCCGAGAGAUCCCCCUCCAAUCCAGCCAUCCAAUCCACCAGCAGCACAUCCGUCACCUCCAAGUCGGACCGAAUUCUGCCGUCUUCCUCGCCACCGGCCAUCCAAUCCACCAGCAGCACACCCGUCACCUCCAAGUCGGACCAAAUUCUGCCGCCCUUCUCGCUACCGAUCAUUUCGGAUGAAAUUAUCCCUGCCGCGGGGACGAUCCAGAUCGAGCAGUGCUGAAUUAGCGCAUUCCGCAGUGGUAAUAUCGCUACCGCCGACAAUACCAAGUAAAUGACUCUUAAAACCUGAUGUUUAUGAAAUCACUUUGUUGUUGAACAACUCUUUGAGCAAAGCUAUAAUGCUUUCUUUAUUAUUUUGAUAUGUAUAUGAAUA
Messenger RNA from Drosophila persimilis, 2076 nucleotides. RefSeq lists its product as uncharacterized. Bases 1 to 1923 code for a protein of 640 amino acids. Gene Ontology annotation, biological process: DNA-templated transcription initiation. The transcript has 3 exons. NCBI's taxonomy places the organism in Eukaryota, Metazoa, Arthropoda, Insecta, Diptera, Drosophilidae. The record is from RefSeq and is a predicted model, not a curated record. Gene Ontology annotation, molecular function: DNA binding; general transcription initiation factor activity.